GAUAGUAGAUAUAUUUUCAAUUUCAAUUAAAGCUUUAUAAUAAUUAAAAACAAAAAUACAGUUCACUAUACCUUGGUCGUUAAGAGUGUAGGAAGAUGAUUGCUAUUAUUGUAAUCGUUGUAGUGGUAUUCCUGAACCUCGGAAACUGUAACUACACAAUCGACACUCAUGUCAAUUGGAGAUUUGUUCCAAAUGAUAUUUGCGGAACCACGAAGUACGACGGGCAUCGCAGCAGAAUCAUUGGUGGAAAAAAAUCGAAAGUAGGGGAAUUCCCAUGGCUUGUAAGACUGGGAUGGAACUUUUUAGGCUUUAAAUAUUGGAACUGUGGCGGAACCUUGAUUACGGAGAAAUAUGUUUUAACAGCUGGUCACUGCUUUUAUAACGAUGCAGUACGAGUGGGACCAAUCGAUCCAGGAGCAGAAUGUGAAACAAGUUAUUGUUCAGAGUAUCAGAUAAGAAAUGUAAAAAAAUGGGUAUUUAAUGACUAUGUCAAAGAAUCAAUGAGAUAUGAUAUAGCUUUGAUACUCCUCGACGAACCAGUUCAGUUUACAGAGUUUGUAAAACCAGCUUGUUUACCGAGAAAGCACCUUCUUUAUGAGAAUUUGUUGGGACACCAUGUGGAUAUUGCCGGAUGGGGCUACACAGACAACAAUGGCAAUUUACCAGAUUCUCUGAUGCAUAUAAACUUGCCAAUAAUCAAGAAACAAACAUGUGAACUUGGGUAUAAAAAGAAACUGAUUAGUUCCCAGUUAUGCAUAGGAAAAAUAGGAGAUAGUGGGCAGGACUCUUGCAAUGGUGAUUCUGGUUCUGGAGUAACAAUGAAGAGAGCAUUAGAUGGAAAAACUCGACACUAUUUAGUUGGGAUAGUUUCGCAUGGUUUUACGCAAUGUGCAACAGGUCCAGGAAUAUAUACAUCAGUAUCACACUACGUAAACAAGAUUUUAGAUAAUAUAACAUCAUUAGUGAUCUCUUCAUUUUUAAAUCGGCUGUUAAUGAAAGACUGUGAUUUUUGUAGUUGUUGUGAUAUCAAAAUGAGGCGUUCUUUUGGAUUACUGCUAGUUUUUCUAGGAUUGUGGACACUGUGUAUAGCACAAACAGAAUAUUGUAUGACCCCAAGACAGGAAGGAGGAGAUUGCAAAAUAAUUACACAAUGUCCAAGUCUAUUUAAAAUUUUAAAAAAUCGUCCUAUUAGAUCUGAGGACGCGGAUUAUUUAAGAAAAUCACAAUGUGGUUUCGAGGGGACGUUACCAAAAGUGUGCUGUGCUCUGCAAGAAACUGUUCAAACUACCACGCAGCGUCAAGUAGACUAUGACACCCCUAAACCUGCAGAUAGCCCCCUGUUACCAUCAAAAGAAGACUGCGGUAUUGGAAGUAUACCAGACAAAAUUUAUGGAGGCAACACAACGGAUCUCGAUGAAUUUCCAUGGAUGGCACUCCUUGAUUACGAGAAAGAUAAUGGCAAUCAUGGAUUUUAUUGUGGAGGGGUACUAAUUAACUCAAGAUAUAUACUUACUGCAGCCCAUUGUGUUAAAGGAAAAGAUUUACCAAGAAAUUGGAAACUAGUUGGUGUUAGACUUGGAGAAUAUAAUUUAGAAACAGACACAGAUUGUGUACAGACAGUAAGUGGUCAAAAAUGUGCACCUCCUCCAGUUAAUGUUGCUGUAGAAGAACAAAUUGCCCAUGAGCAGUACAAGCCGUACGAUCAAAACCAAUACCAUGACAUUGCCUUACUUAGACUUGCAAGAAAUGUAAAAAUUACCGGAUUCGUUAGACCCAUUUGUCUUCCAAAAACUGCUGAUGACCAAUCUAAAAAUUACACAGGCAAAAAACUAACAGUUGCUGGAUGGGGUAAAACGGAAACACGAUCGGAAAGUAACAUAAAACUCAAAUUAGAUGUACCAGUAAAAGCUAAUACCGAGUGUUCAAGAACCUACCGACAAGCCGGUGUUCAAGUCAACAACGGUCAACUGUGCGCAGGAGGUGAGAAAGGCAAAGAUUCCUGCAGAGGCGACAGCGGUGGACCACUUAUGGCUUACGCUGCCGAUGAAGAGUUCCAGUUGAACUGGUUCAUUAUUGGUGUAGUUUCCUUUGGACCUUCCCCUUGUGGAAUGGAAAACUGGCCCGGAGUCUACACGAAAGUUGCUAAUUAUGUGCCCUGGAUAGUGUCGAAGUUGAGGCCUUAAAUACUUUUUUGGACAUUAUCAAUGCUUGUUAAAGAAUCAUACAAUAAGAAGUUUCUACAGUCACUGUUAAAUAACUUAGACUUUUAACUUUUCGAUAUAAACUAUGUAAAAAAAUGUAUGUGACAUUAUUAUUAUGGCAGAAUAUACACAUACAUUUACGUGAAAAUUAGGCUUUUAGGACGUAGUCAAAAUGACUCUUUGUUCUAUAGUGAGACUUUCGGAACAUAUAUAUUUAAACUAUACCUUAAGGUUUACUUUGAAAAUUUGUAAGGCUAUUUAUUAAGGUGCUUAGGUAUUUGGAAACUAAGACAUUGUUCUUGCCACUGUCGAACUGGCUGAUGACAUUUACUAUUUAUAAGUAUCACGUAAUCGAAAGAAUGUUUCUAUUAUUAUCUUUCCCCAUGUACUGUAGAAAUGUUUAUAAAUAUUUUUACAAUAAUUUAUUAAGAAAGCUUCAUGUUGUAUAAAUAUCUAAUAUGCAAUUUUUAUUUGUGAUCGUUGUGAAACAGCCUACUUGCGCAAUAUAAUGAAAAUUUUUUCAAAAUAUACUCAUUUUAGUUUAUAUUUUUAUAUGCUCAACUUCAGUUAUUAAUAAAAUAAUAGAAAAUA
Diabrotica virgifera virgifera (western corn rootworm) is the source of this 2792-nucleotide messenger RNA. RefSeq names its product serine protease easter. The record is from RefSeq and is a predicted model, not a curated record. Gene Ontology annotation, biological process: proteolysis. NCBI's taxonomy places the organism in Eukaryota, Metazoa, Arthropoda, Insecta, Coleoptera, Chrysomelidae. Bases 96 to 2183 code for a protein of 695 amino acids. Gene Ontology annotation, molecular function: serine-type endopeptidase activity. The transcript has 12 exons.